Molecule: messenger RNA, 1380 nt
Organism: Acomys russatus (golden spiny mouse)
Lineage: Eukaryota; Metazoa; Chordata; Mammalia; Rodentia; Muridae
Product: pyroglutamylated RF-amide peptide receptor
Exons: 6
Coding region: 26-1327 (433 amino acids)
Biological process (GO): G protein-coupled receptor signaling pathway
Cellular component (GO): membrane
Molecular function (GO): neuropeptide Y receptor activity
Source: RefSeq, a predicted model, not a curated record
AAGCUGGCAGGACUCCGCGCUCAACAUGCAGGCGCUCAACAUCACCGCGGAGCAGUUCUCCAGGCUGCUGAGUGCGCACAACCUGACUCGGGAGCAGUUCAUUCACCGCUACGGGCUGCGGCCGCUGGUCUACACUCCUGAGCUGCCCGCGCGUGCAAAACUGGCCUUUGCGUUGGCAGGAUCACUCAUUUUUGCCCUGGCGCUCUUUGGCAACUCGCUGGUGGUCUACGUGGUGACCCGCAGCAAGGCCAUGCGCACCGUCACCAACAUCUUUAUCUGCUCCCUGGCCCUCAGUGAUCUGCUCAUCGCCUUCUUUUGCAUCCCUGUUACGAUGCUCCAGAACAUCUCCGACAAGUGGCUGGGUGGUGCCUUCAUUUGCAAAAUGGUGCCAUUUGUCCAGUCCACUGCCGUUGUGACAGAAAUCCUCACCAUGACUUGCAUUGCUGUUGAGAGGCACCAAGGACUUGUCCAUCCUUUUAAAAUGAAGUGGCAGUACACCAACCGAAGGGCUUUCACCAUCUUGGGUGUGGUCUGGUUGGUGGCCGUCAUCGUCGGAUCACCCAUGUGGCACGUGCAACGACUUGAGAUUAAGUAUGACUUCCUGUAUGAGAAAGAACAUGUCUGCUGCUUAGAAGAAUGGGCCAGCCCCGUGCACCAGAAAAUCUACACCACCUUCAUCCUCGUCAUCCUUUUCCUCCUGCCUCUCCUGCUGAUGCUUGUCCUGUACAGCCAGAUCGGCUAUGAACUGUGGAUCAAGAAAAGAGUGGGAGACAGCUCAGCACUUCAAACUAUCCAUGGGAAAGAAAUGUCCAAAAUAGCCAGGAAGAAGAAGCGGGCUGUCGUUAUGAUGGUGACAGUGGUGGCUCUCUUCGCUGCGUGCUGGGCACCUUUCCAUGUUGUUCACAUGAUGGUUGAAUACAGUAAUUUUGAAAAAGAAUACGAUGAUGUCACAAUCAAGAUGGUUUUUGCUGUAGUACAAAUAAUUGGGUUUUUCAACUCCAUCUGCAAUCCCAUUGUGUAUGCGUUUAUGAAUGAAAACUUCAAAAAGAAUUUCUUGUCUGCAGUUUGUUAUUGCAUAGUAAGAGAAACCUUCUCCCCAGAACGGAAGCUUGGAAAUUCUGGAAUUUCUAUGACGCAGACGAGAGCAAAGCUAUCACGCCAACAGCACCCAGUAGAGGAAACCAAAGGGGAUGCGUUCAAUGACGCCAACAUCGAGGUCAAACUGUGUGAGCAACCGGGGCAGAAAAGGCAGCUCAGGCGACAGCUUGCCUUCCUCAGUUCUGAACUUUCUGAAAAUUCUACGUUCGGCAGUGGACAGGAAUUAUAAUGAUAUCUUUAUAAUUAAUAUCAUUUGUUUGGAAAGUCCUUUUGAGCCAAGGU